This is a messenger RNA of Harmonia axyridis, 1947 nucleotides long. It is a transcript of the gene PIG-L, whose product is annotated as N-acetylglucosaminyl-phosphatidylinositol de-N-acetylase. Gene Ontology annotation, cellular component: endoplasmic reticulum. The record is from RefSeq and is a predicted model, not a curated record. Lineage: Eukaryota; Metazoa; Arthropoda; Insecta; Coleoptera; Coccinellidae. Bases 305 to 1207 code for a protein of 300 amino acids. The transcript has 5 exons. Gene Ontology annotation, molecular function: N-acetylglucosaminylphosphatidylinositol deacetylase activity. Gene Ontology annotation, biological process: GPI anchor biosynthetic process.
GAUAGUGGCAAAUUUUAGUGUAAAUAUUGAAUAUUGAUUAAGAAAUAAACAAAUAAGGUCCAGUGCCAAUAUUGAGUUAGAAGAGGAAUAAUCAUUUCUCUUACAUUAAUUUAUAUUUGCCAGUUACAUGAAUUUCUCUUUUCGAAAAUCAUCAAAAUAUAUCUGAUCCAAAGAUCAUAGAGUUACAGUGUGUGUGGAUAUUUUACAUUUACCAUUUAACCUAAGUAUUAAAUACCAUUAUUUUGAUUUGGAUGUAUAUAUCUAUUUUUAUUUUCGGAUCAGAAUAGCAUUCUAAAAUUAUUUCAUGUGUGAAGUAAGCCAAGCGUUUGCUUGGCAUGAUCCUUUCUUUUUUUUAACCUAUGUUAAUGAUUCUGUCUCAAAUUUUCAAAUUGAGAUAGUUAAUUAUACGAAGGACAUCCUGGAGCAUUUGAUUAUUGGUAGUUUUCUCUAUAUAGUAACAUGCAUUCUUUUAUAUUUCGCAAUAAUUCGAUGGAAAAUACUUAACUUCAAUACAACAAUAAAAAACCCCAAGAGGGUUCUUAUUGUAACUGCUCAUCCUGAUGAUGAGUGCAUGUUUUUCGGACCAACUAUACUGAAUCUUACUAAGCAACCGGAUUGCACCGUUUAUGUUUUAUGCUUAUCUACAGGUAGUAAUUAUGGAAUGGGUAAAAAGCGAAAACAUGAACUGUAUAAAUCAUGUAGGUGUCUUGGUAUCAACAGUAAUUGUAUAACAGUUAUGAGCCAUGAUGACCUUCCUGAUGAUAUUAGUAGGCGUUGGCCAGAAGAGAUAGUUGCAGAAUUGAUAUUGAAUCAUAUUGAAAUUUACGAUAUUACCACCCUAAUAACUUUUGACAAAAGUGGAAUUAGUUCACAUCCUAAUCAUUUCAGCAUAUAUUAUGCUGUAGCACAUUUGAGCUUCUCGGGUGAUAUUCCUAAAAGUUGUAAUGUUUAUGUACUGGAGAGUAUAAAUGUAAUGAGGAAAUAUUGGUUUAUUUUAGAUAUUCCUAUAUCAUUUUUAUUUUCAAGAACUAGGUACAUUGUUGGACCAAAUGAUAGAUCAGUGAUUCACAAAGCUAUGUCAGAACACAAAUCACAAAUGCUGUGGUUCAGGCGGCUUUAUUUGAUAUUUUCUCGUUAUGUAGUUAUCAACACAUUGCAGGAAAUGAACCCUUCAGAUAUAGAGUUGGAUUUAUCUGUAGACGACUGAACAACAUAGGAAUGUUUUUGUUUACCAUUUUUAUGUACAAAUUUUAUAUGAACCUUUGCAUUUUGUUAGGUUUUUAUGCAACUACUCUGCUUAAAACAAUUUUCCAUGUAAAAUUUUAUACAUCUUUUUAAUAUUUGAAGGUUUUAAGAUUUCUAAUCAUUGAACUUGGAGGUAAAUUUCAUUUUUUUAUAUAUGCCUACCAAAAAGAGCUUGUGAUACAAAACAUUGUGUUCUAUAUGGAAGAGGGCUUAAGGGUAUCCUUAAGCCAUUUUAUACACAGCAUCCCAAUUGUUCAAAAUAUAUGGAACCAGAAAAUAUCUUGCAUAUUCGAAGGAUUCUUACUUGUAACAUUUUGGUUAUAAGCUGAUGUGCCUAAUUAUCACACUACCAUUUUGCAUUGAAAUAAUCGUUUCAAGUGAUUACUAGGCUGGAUUUUUGAAAUUCCGAGGACUUGAAUGCAUACUUCCAGUUUUACAAAUGUUAGGUUGCUGCUAUUCCAUUUUUUAAAAUCGGAUAUGUUUUAAGCUUGAGUUGUAAAAGGUCUAAUUAAUAUUGAUAAUUCUUAUAGAGAUAUAAUAUUGUUUUGAGCAACCAUAUCUGUUAUGUUUGAUUUUAAUUUAUAUUUAUUUAUCGCCCAUAUUGAUAAUUAUAGUAAUAAAGCAGAAGUGCCAAUGAAUUUGUUCAAUGAUGCUACUUGAACCUCAAUUUUUUUUAAGUAAUAAAAACAUGCAAAUUUCACA